Molecule: messenger RNA, 1734 nt
Organism: Kwoniella botswanensis
Lineage: Eukaryota; Fungi; Basidiomycota; Tremellomycetes; Tremellales; Cryptococcaceae
Exons: 9
Coding region: 1-1734 (577 amino acids)
Molecular function (GO): hydrolase activity
Source: RefSeq, a predicted model, not a curated record
AUGAUCACUCUUCCCCUCCUACUCCUCUUCUCAUUUUUCUUCCUUUCAUCGCCAACAUACUCUAAAUCGCCUAUCGAGAUUACUCAGCACUGCUCGUUCAUUGGAUUGGGUACCGUAGCUAAAGGUCUAUCUACAUCGGAUGGAGCAUGUAGAUAUACAGUAAGGUAUGGAAGGGCAGAGAGAUGGGGUGAAAGCGAAUUGGCAAUGGAUGAUAUCAAAAACCAAUCCUUCUCGGAUCUUCCAUCCUCUUGUCCUCAAUCACCUGGAAGUUACGUAUCGGGCAAUGAACAAUCUGAAGAUUGCUUGUUCGCCGCGAUCUAUAUCCCUCAAUCGGCUACUCUUCUCUCGAAAUUACCUGUCUUCGUAUGGUUACACGGAGGUUCAUAUAUCGCUGGAUCAGCUUCUGCACCUGGUUUAGACGGAUCGAAACUGGCUGUAAAAGGGAAUGUUAUAGUUGUGGUCCUACAAUAUCGUCUAGGUGUACUAGGUUUCUUACCUCCUUCGUCUGCAUCAUCAUCCUCAGAUCCCAAUCUCGGUUUGAGAGAUGUCAGACUCGCCCUGAAAGGGAUCCAGGAGGGAAUAGGUUUCGUGGGUGGUGAUGAAGAUAAAGUGACCAUUGGGGGACAGAGUAGUGGGGCAGGUCUCAUCAGAGCAUUGCUGGGAGUACCGGAUGCGAAAGGAUUAUUCAGAGGAGCUAUUAUACAAUCUGAUCCAAUGAGCUACGGGAAUGCCCCACCUUCCAUCACAACCCAAUUACAAGAUGCGUUCUACAGUCAGGAACCUAUGAAUGAAUGUACCGACCUGAAAUGUCUACAAAGUAUUCCUUCAGCUUCCGUUAUCACUGCUCAGAACGUGUUGCUUUCGACUGCUCCGCUGAUGAUUGAGGGAUUACCCAUAUCUAUGCCCAUUCGUCCAACAUUUGGUAAUCCAACCUUACCCUCCGACCCUACCGUCUCUUUAUUCACUUCCCCCUCUGACCUACCUCUAUGGGAUAUCCCACUGCUCAUCACGACAGUGGCCAACGAAGCGGGUACGGCUGUCUCCGAGCUGUUCCCAGCUCCAGUAGCAUUAUCGCAAGAUAGUUAUUACGCUACGCUAGCAGCGACUAUCGGUUCCGAUAGAGCAGAGAUCCUAUCUUCAUCAAGGGAGUAUGGUCUCCCGAAUGCGACGGGGUAUGGCGAAGGUGGAGAUGUCUUUAGAGAAACGUAUGAGAGAGCAGCGACAGAGGGAACUUGGACUUGCCCCAAUAGAGAUGUUGCGAAGCGGUGGAGUAGGAAUGGUGGCAAGGUAUGGGUAGGUCAAUGGAAUAAAGGUGUUACGUAUCCUUCCAAUAAGGAUAAUGGGUAUUGUCAGUCGAAUGGAAGAGUUUGUCAUGAAGAUGACAUUUAUCCUACCUUUGGUACUUCACCAGACAAAUCUGCAGAAAUAUCUGCUUUGGAAGAAGACGUUUUCUCAUAUUGGAUAUCAUUCAUCACCACCCUCAACCCCUCACCGUCAACCACCAAACGGGAUUAUAUCGAUUGUCGUCGAUCUUUCAGAGAAUGGGUCUCGUGGUUAUGGCCAUUCAAAAGAGCCAUGAUUCCUCAAGUGCGCUCAGGCUCGAGUUCCGAGAACUGGUCGCCUUAUACUUCAGAAGCCGACGUCUUGGCUCUAGGUAGUGGAGAUAUUAGUCGUUGUCCAGAGGGAUUUUGGGGUGACAAGGCCAAAUACGAUUGGCAAUUGUAUGGACAGUAG